Amaranthus tricolor (Joseph's coat) is the source of this 1997-nucleotide messenger RNA. RefSeq names its product 6-phosphogluconate dehydrogenase, decarboxylating 2, chloroplastic. The transcript has 2 exons. NCBI's taxonomy places the organism in Eukaryota, Viridiplantae, Streptophyta, Magnoliopsida, Caryophyllales, Amaranthaceae. Bases 278 to 1768 code for a protein of 496 amino acids. Gene Ontology annotation, cellular component: cytosol. Gene Ontology annotation, molecular function: phosphogluconate dehydrogenase (decarboxylating) activity; NADP binding; phosphogluconate 2-dehydrogenase activity. Gene Ontology annotation, biological process: pentose-phosphate shunt; pentose-phosphate shunt, oxidative branch. The record is from RefSeq and is a predicted model, not a curated record.
UAGAUGAAAUAGAAAAAACAUAUAAAGUGUUAGAUAUUUUAUUUGAUAUUUUUCGCCAUCUUCAAACAAUCAAACCUUCCUCCAACUUUCACACAAGAAUAGUUGUUGACUUUUAGGCGUUAGGCGUAUAACACUCUUGGAAGGUCACUGUCCUUUCACUCCCUUGACGAGUCCCUCUACUUUCUCUCUCCUUACCUCCAUUUCUAUAUCAUCCCUUCUUCUUCCUCUCACCAACCUCCCCGAAACCCCUCCCAAUUUUCUCUCUCCUCCUUCAUCAAUGGCGGCCUCGAUUACUCCGUCUCAAAUCGGCCUUGCUGGUCUAGCUGUUAUGGGUCAAAAUCUCGCCUUAAACAUUGCUGAGAAAGGCUUCCCUAUCUCCGUCUACAAUCGCACUGCUUCCAAAACCGACGAAACCCUAAAUCGCGCAAAAACUGAAGGCGAUCUUCCUCUUUUCGGCCAUUAUACUCCUCAAGAUUUCGUCCUUUCAAUUCAACGCCCUAGAUCUAUAAUCAUCCUUGUUAAAGCUGGUACUCCUGUUGAUCAAACUAUUCAAUCUCUCUCAUCUUUUAUGGAGCCUGGUGAUACGAUUAUCGAUGGCGGAAAUGAAUGGUACCAGAACACAGAACGACGAAUUUCGGAUGCGCAUGCAAAGAAUUUAUUAUACUUAGGUAUGGGAGUUUCUGGUGGCGAAGAUGGUGCUCGGUAUGGACCGUCAUUGAUGCCCGGAGGUGAUGUUGAAGCGUAUAAUAACGUGGAGCGAAUUUUAAAGAAAGUUGCGGCACAAGUUGACGAUGGACCCUGUGUUACUUACAUAGGUGAAGGUGGUUCAGGGAAUUUUGUGAAAAUGGUGCAUAAUGGGAUUGAGUAUGGUGAUAUGCAGUUGAUUUCAGAAGCGUAUGACGUGUUGAAGAAUGUUGGGGGAUUGAGUAAUGAGGAAUUAGGGAGGAUUUUUGAUGAGUGGAAUAGUAGUGAGCUUGAGAGUUUUUUGGUUGAGAUUACUGCGGAUAUUUUUAAGGUGAAAGAUGAACUUGCUGAUGGUGAAUUGGUUGAUAAGAUUUUGGAUAAGACUGGUAUGAAGGGUACUGGGAAAUGGACUGUUCAACAAGCUGCAGAACUUUCUGUUGCUGCUCCUACUAUUGCUGCUUCCUUGGAUUGCAGGUACUUAAGUGGGUUGAAGGAGGAGAGAGAAAGUGCGGCUAAGGUGUUAGAGGCUGCCGGGAUGAAGGAGGAGGUUAGUGCAGUUCGUGGUGGGGUUGACAAGAAGAGGUUGAUUGAUGAUGUGAGGCAAGCUUUGUAUGCUUCAAAGAUUUGUAGUUAUGCUCAAGGGAUGAAUUUGUUGAGAGCAAAGAGUACAGAGAAGGGUUGGGGUUUAAACUUAGGGGAGUUGGCUAGGAUUUGGAAAGGUGGGUGUAUCAUUAGGGCAGUUUUCUUGGACAGGAUUAAGCAGGCAUAUCAGAGGAACCCUAACUUAGCAAGUUUGGUUGUUGAUCCUGAGUUUGCUAAAGAGAUGGUACAGAGGCAAGCAGCAUGGAGAAGAGUAGUGGGUUUGGCAAUUUCUGCUGGGAUAAGCACACCUGGAAUGUGUGCCAGUCUUGCUUAUUUUGAUACCUAUAGGCGUGGCCGACUUCCAGCUAAUCUUGUUCAAGCUCAGAGAGACUACUUCGGCGCUCAUACCUAUGAGAGGGUUGAUCGCCCUGGUUCAUACCACACAGAGUGGUCGAAGCUUGCACGUAAGAGUAACCCUGGUGUUGCUGCUUCUCUUCACUGAGCUACACAUCUGUUUUGUACUGUUUUCUUAUCUUGUAUUUCUGUUCCAAUUGAAAAUGGGAUUUUGUGCCUCCAAUGAUGAUCCCUUUUGUAGGCAUAGGAAUUAUUGAAGUAUUUGUUUUUGCUCUUUAGAUUUGAUAGUUGGAACUUAAAUUAAUAAGAGCGUGUCUAUUGAAAUCAAUAUGAGCAAGCGUGUGUUUUCUUUUCUUCAAUUGAACACCUUAUUUAUA